AUGCUUCGUGCGGUCACAAGUGCCCUCCGUGCGGUUGCCCAGGACACUGAGUCCGGCUCCUCCCGCUCGUCCGAUGUAGUCUCGCCGCCGUCGGCAGGCUCGCCCAAGCGCAUGGCCAAGCCAACCACGGCCCGCAGGCGGAGUCGGUACAAGGGCCGCAUGCACGCUCGCCAGCGCCAGCGGGUUCACGGCCACCGCGAGCGCAAGGUCAACACCUCGCGGAACGCCGUGGCAAAGGCCUCCAAGCGCGAUCUGCAGCAUGAGCUCGAUGCCGCCUUCCAUCGCUUCCUCUCUGCCAACCAGAUGAUGGAGUACGCGCCCGGCGGCGCUUCGGCCACCGUCAAGGCCAACCUCGCCAAGCGCAAGGCAAAGUCUGCCGCUGUUGUCCGCCCCGAAGCUGCCCGUUUCCGCCUCUCGCUCGCCGAGGAGAAGCUCUUCUUUGCCGGCAACGACGACGGCUUCAAGUAGUUGCCAAGCUGAUUCACUAAAGGACUUUACCACGCC
Thecamonas trahens ATCC 50062 is the source of this 504-nucleotide messenger RNA. RefSeq lists its product as uncharacterized. The record is from RefSeq and is a predicted model, not a curated record. The transcript has 2 exons. Lineage: Eukaryota; Apusomonadida; Apusomonadidae. Bases 1 to 468 code for a protein of 155 amino acids.